Molecule: messenger RNA, 4122 nt
Organism: Ricinus communis (castor bean)
Lineage: Eukaryota; Viridiplantae; Streptophyta; Magnoliopsida; Malpighiales; Euphorbiaceae
Product: cellulose synthase-like protein D3
Exons: 4
Coding region: 675-3935 (1086 amino acids)
Biological process (GO): plant-type primary cell wall biogenesis; cellulose biosynthetic process
Cellular component (GO): plasma membrane; trans-Golgi network
Molecular function (GO): cellulose synthase (UDP-forming) activity; mannan synthase activity
Source: RefSeq, a predicted model, not a curated record
GCGAACAAUAGAAAAAACGCAAGUGGAACAGCGCGUAGAAUGCGGGUUUGAAAUUCCCAAUGUAACCUUUUGUGAAGGAUCAGAUUAUCAUCCCUACUUGGUUUCUCUCUCUCAAUUGACGUAUCAAACUCUUGCAACUCUCUUGUCCGCUGCACCAAAUCACAUUUUCCUUCCUUUCUACGUAUCUUUUUUUUUUUUUUUUUUAAAUUCUUCCCUACAUAAAUUUUUUUAAUGAUUUUAUAAGAGAAAUAAAAAAUAAUUGCGAAAUUAAGCAGACUCAUAAACCUCUAUAAAAUCACCGGACUCUUUGUCUUUUUUGUUUUACGAAAAAAAGAAAAAAGAAUAUUAUUGAAGGCCUGCACUGCUGCAUUGCUUUCUUGCGUGUUAUGAUAUAUACCUCGAACGAACAUAAUUGAAAGACGGUAAUGGGCGUGGUGACACUUAAAGACUUGAACAGGUCUUCUUCUUUGUUAUUUCCUUCAUAUCAUAUAAGUAAGCUACGUCUUCUCAAAUUAUUAUUAUUAUUAUUAUUAUUAUUAUUAACAGAAGAAACUGAUGAAGAGUGGAAGACAGGGUCUACUCUUGAAAACAGGGGCAAAGUUUGUUCUUUUUUACUCUGUAAUUCUUGUUGCAUAUCAAAAUAAAGGGGUUUCUGUUAAAUAUUAGUUGCUCACAUGGCUCACAAUUCAUAUAAAGAUAGAAAAGCACCCAGAAUUCAUGAGAUUAGCAAUUACGCUGGCGAUCUUCACAGUGACAUUGGUAGUGUGGAAUUCACCACAUACACGGUUCACAUACCUCCUACACCUGAUAACCAGCCCAUGGAAAUUUCUAUAGCCUCGCCCUCUAGUCAAAACACCAUAGACAGGACUUGCAUGUCAAACUCUAUGUUUACCGGCGGUCAUAAUCGCGCUAUUCGAGCGCAUUCUAAGGGAAAGAUGAUUGAGUCGCAAACAAGCCAUUCCCAGAUGGCUGCUACAGAUGGGUCCUUUUACGAAGUGCCUGCAAGUGAUGCUGAUGGCAGUGGCAGUGGUGUGGAUUUGUACCCUUGUGAAUGUGAACACGAAGCUUGGAGGGACUAUGACAGAGAUGAGGAGGGGGUCUGUCCUGGUUGCCAAAAGCCUUAUAGCAGGCAUGAUAUGCCUAGUUUGGAUAGAAGGUUGACAUGGGUCAAAUCGAAUAAUGCAUUUGCGAAAGGCCAGAGCGCUGAUGAUUUUGCUUCUCAAUUCUUGUUUGAGUCCACGAAGAAUUAUGGUUAUGGAAAUGCUAUUUGGCCUUCGGAUAGUACGAGGGGAAAUGAUGAGGAGAUUUCGGAUAAUCUGAAAGUGUUUUCUGAAAAGAAUCGGAAACCACUUACUCAAAGAGUCAAUAUAUCUGCUGCAAUUAUCGCUCCAUAUAGGAUCUUGAUAUUCGUCCGAAUGAUUGUUCUUGGCUUAUUCCUGUAUUGGAGGGUUACGAACCCUAAUGAAGAAGCAAUCUGGUUGUGGGGCAUGUCUGUAGUGUGUGAAAUCUGGUUUGCCUUCUCUUGGCUACUUGACCAGCUUCCCAAGCUCUGCCCAAUUAAUCGUGCUGCUGAUGUUGCUGUUCUAAAGGAGACGUUUGAAACUCCUACACCAAGUAAUCCUACUGGAAUAUCUGAUCUUCCUGGAAUAGAUAUCUUUGUUUCCACAGCUGAUCCAGAGAAAGAACCACCUCUUGUCACUGCAAAUACUAUUCUGUCUAUUCUUGCCGCUGACUACCCAGUUGAGAAACUAUCAUGUUAUGUCUCUGAUGAUGGAGGUGCUCUUUUAACUUUUGAGGCCAUGGCAGAGGCUGCUAGUUUCGCUAGCUUGUGGGUACCAUUUUGCCGGAAACAUCAAAUUGAACCCAGAAAUCCAGAAUCUUAUUUUAGUUUGAAAAAAGACCCUUAUAAGAACAAGGUGCGCCCGGACUUUGUCCGAGAUCGUAGACGUGUAAAACGCGAAUAUGAUGAGUUCAAAGUACGAAUCAACGGGCUUUCUGAUUCAAUCCGCCGACGUUCUGAUGCCUACAAUAUUCAGGCAGAAGUCAAGGCCAUGAAGAAGUGGAAAGAGGAAAGUGAAGACGAACCAAUGGGAAAGUUGAAUAUUGUAAAAGCCACUUGGAUGUCUGAUGGAACCCACUGGCCAGGCACCUGGACAGUUCCAGCACCUGAGCACAGUAGGGGCGAUCACGCCAGUAUCAUACAGGUAAUGUUGCUGCCUCCUCGUGAUGAACCACUAAAUGGCACUGUCCAUGAUGGCCAAUCCAUGGACCUAAGUGAAGUUGAUAUUAGGCUUCCUAUGCUGGUUUACAUUACUCGUGAAAAGCGACCUGGUUAUGAUCACAACAAAAAGGCUGGGGCCAUGAAUGCGUUGGUUCGAGCUUCAGCUGUUAUGUCCAAUGGCCCUUUCAUUCUAAACCUUGACUGUGAUCAUUAUAUCUACAAUUCACAGGCAUUAAGAGAAGGUAUGUGCUACAUGAUGGACCGCGGUGGAGACAACAUUUGUUAUGUUCAAUUUCCACAGAGGUUUGAAGGAAUUGAUCCGUCUGAUCGAUAUGCUAAUCACAAUAUUGUCUUCUUUGAUGUCAACAUGCGAGCUCUUGACGGGAUUCAGGGUCCAGUAUAUGUUGGAACAGGAUGCCUUUUUCGCCGUAUUGCUGUUUAUGGUUUUGAUCCUUCUCAUUUUGAAGAACAGAGCAGUUAUUGUAGCUGCUGUUUUGUCCGUCGCAAGAAGAUUGUUACUGUGUCUGUCCCUGGAAAGAACAAAGACGACGAGGAAAUAAAUUUUGCUCUUAUUCCCAAAAAGUUUGGAAACUCGAGUGAGUUUGUUAGCACCAUAGCAAAGGCAGCAUUUGACGGUUUGCCCCUUGCUGAAGGUCCAACUGCGAAAAAUGGACGGCCUCCUGGUGCUCUCUGCAUUCCUAGGAAGCCUCUGGAUCCAUCCUCAAUUGCCGAAGCUGUGAAUAUCAUCUCGUGCUGGUAUGAAGAUAAGACAGAAUGGGGCCAACAUGUCGGAUGGGUAUAUGGAUCAGUGACUGAAGAUGUAGUCACUGGUUAUAAAAUGCAUCAGCGAGGAUGGAAAUCCAUUUAUUGUAUGACUAAUAAGGAUGCAUUUCGGGGGACUGCCCCAAUUAAUCUCACUGAUAGACUUCAUCAGGUUCUCCGGUGGGCAACUGGCUCUGUGGAGAUAUUCUUUUCUCGAAACAAUGCCCUUCUCGGUGGCCACAGGUUGAAGCUGCUGCAAAGGAUUGCUUACCUCAAUGUUGGAAUUUACCCUUUCACUUCCAUCUUUCUGAUUGUUUACUGCUUCCUCCCUGCACUUUCGCUCUUCUCUAACCAGUUUAUAGUUGAUUCUCUGAGUGUAAACUUCCUGGUAUACCUGUUGAUGAUCACCUCGACACUUUGUAUUCUUGCCAUACUUGAGAUCAAGUGGGCUGGCAUAGCAGUAGAAGAUUGGUGGAGAAAUGAGCAAUUCUGGUUGAUUGGAGGCACAAGCGCCCAUCUUGCUGCUGUGCUCCAGGGGCUACUGAAAGUGAUUGCAGGGAUUGAUAUUUCAUUCACGCUGACAUCAAAAUCAGCUGGCGAUGAUGGUGACGAUGAAUUUGCUGAUCUAUACAUCGUCAAAUGGACGUCGCUGAUGAUACCACCCUGCACAAUCAUAAUGGUCAACUUGAUUGCAAUAGCAGUUGGGAUUUGCAGAACCAUAUACAGUAAUACACCUCAAUGGAGUAAUCUGGUAGGAGGUGUGUUCUUUAGCUUUUGGGUGUUGGCUCAUCUUUACCCAUUUGCAAAAGGGCUAAUGGGAAGAAGAGGAAAGACACCCACGAUCGUAUUCGUUUGGUCUGGUCUAAUUUCAAUCUCCAUUUCUUUGUUGUGGGUCGCCAUUGAUCCUCCAUCAGGAGACAAUCAAAUUGGAGGGUUAUUCCAGUUGUUAUGAUUCAAGCUCUCUGUUUUAGCACCUUGCGAGGAUAGAUUCUUUUUCUUAAUAAAGAAAAAAUCAAUAUAUUCUAGAAACAUAUUCAGCAAUUGUAAUUAAGUCCGCAAUAUUGUAUCUACAAAAUUAGUCGAGAAAUGUAUAUGGCUAUACAGAAUGCAUCUAUCUACAGAGAAAGAGAAAUUGCCCA